AUGACCCUCACGGGGGGCUCCGCCCUCCUGCUGCUGCUGCUCUCUGCCCGCAUCCAGGUGUCUCCAGCCUCCGGGGACUUUGAGCUCCAGAUCGUGUCGAUGCAGAACUCCGCCGGGCGGCUGCAGACGGGCGCCUGCUGCGGCGCCGGGGCGCGCCGGGACCCGGUGGCGGCGGCGGCCGAGCGGCGCUGCCCGGUUGCGGCGGCGGCGGCCGAGUGCUCCACGUACUUCCGGGCGUGUCUGAAGGAGUUCCAGCUGAAGGUCUCCCCGGCCGGGCCCUGCAGCUACGGCAGCGCCGCAACGCCCGUGCUGGGCGGGAACUCCUUCUCUCUGGGGGGGGCCGAGGCCGAAGACGCCGCACGCAUCACGCUGCCGUUCAGCUUUGCCUGGCCGAGGUCGUACACGUUGAUCGUAGAAGCCUUGGACUUCAACAACGACUCGUCCUCCAGCAGCAGCGCGGUGAUAGAGAAGGCGGUACUCUCGGGGAUGAUCAACCCGAGCCGCCUCUGGCUGAGUCUGGAGCACCACGGCUCCGCCAGCUUCCACUACCGGGUCCGGCUCCGCUGCCACGAGCACUACUACGGCUCCGGCUGCAACCGGUUCUGCCGGCCGCGGGACGACUUCUUCGGGCACUACGAGUGCGACCACAACGGCAACAAGACGUGCCUGGAGGGCUGGUCCGGGCCCGACUGCAGCACCGCGAUCUGCAGACAGGGCUGCAGCUCUGAACACGGCUCCUGUAAAACACCUGGAGAGUGCAAAUGUCUUUAUGGCUGGCAGGGAGAGUACUGUGAUCAGUGUAUCCCUCACCCUGGCUGUGUCCACGGCAGCUGUGUGGAGCCCUGGCAGUGUCUAUGUGACACCAACUAUGGAGGACAGCUGUGUGACAAAGAUCUGAACAUGUGUCGGACGCUGCAACCGUGUUCGAACGGAGGAACGUGCAGCAACACGGGACCGGACAAAUACCACUGCUCCUGUCCCGACGGCUACUCCGGGGCCACCUGUCACAGAGCCGAGCAUGCCUGUCUGUCCAGCCCCUGUCUGAGUGGAGGAAGCUGCGUUGAAACUAGUCUGGGAUUUGAGUGCCGCUGCGCUGCCGGCUGGACUGGACCCUCCUGCUCCAUCAAUGUAGAUGAGUGUCUGGUGAACCCCUGCAGCCACGGGGGAAGCUGCCAGGAUCUGGUGAACGGUUUCCGGUGUACGUGUCCUCCCCAGUGGACCGGAAAGACCUGCCUCAUCGACGGCAACGAGUGUGACAACAGCCCCUGCCUCAACGCCAACUCCUGCCGCAAUCUGAUUGGAGGAUACUUCUGCGAGUGCGUCCCUGGUUGGACGGGCCACAACUGUGACACCAAUAUCAAUGACUGUCAGGGUCAGUGUCGGAAUGGAGCCACGUGCAAGGACCUGGUGAACGGGUACGAGUGUGUGUGCGCUCCAGGCUUCGGCGGCGAGCGCUGCGAGGAAGACGUGGACGAGUGCGCCAGCGGGCCGUGCCUCAACGGCGGCCGUUGCCACGACGACGUGAACAGCUUCCACUGCCGGUGUCCGCUGGGCUUCUCCGGCAGCCGCUGCCAGUUGGACACGGACUACUGCCUCCACGGCCCGUGUCUGAACGGCGGCCGCUGUUUCAACCUUGCGUCCGAAUACGUCUGCGAAUGUCCCGAAGACUUUGAGGGGAAGAACUGCUCGCACCUGAAGGACCACUGCCGCAGCUCGCCAUGCAAAGUGAUUGACAGCUGCACCGUGGCGGUGGCGUCCAACAGCACGCCGGGCGGGGUGCGUUUGAUCUCGUCCAACGUGUGUGGCGCCCGCGGGCGCUGCCAGAGCCACGCCGGCGGGCAGUUCAGCUGCCAGUGUGACGAGGGAUUCACCGGGACCUACUGCCACGAGAAUGUAAACGACUGUGAGGGCGCCCCCUGUCUGAACGGAGGAACCUGUAUAGAUAAAGUCCGUCAGUACGAGUGUAUCUGCGCCGACGGCUGGGACGGACCGACCUGCCUCAAUAACGUGGACGACUGCAGCUCGGCGCCCUGUCAGAACCGCGGCGAGUGUCGGGAUCUGCUCAACGACUUCUACUGCCAGUGUGACGACGGCUGGAAGGGAAAGACCUGCCACUCAAGAGAGAGUCAGUGCGACGAGGCGACCUGCAACAACGGAGGAACCUGCUACGACGAAGGAGACGCCUUCAAGUGCCUGUGUGCCGCCGGCUGGGAGGGCGCCAGCUGUAACAUCGGGAGGAACAGCAGCUGUGUGCCGAGUCCCUGUGAGAACGGAGGAACCUGCGUGGCGGGCGGAGACUCGUUCAACUGCGUCUGUAAGGAGGGCUGGGAGGGCGCCACAUGCAGCCACAACGCCAACGACUGCAGUCCUCAUCCCUGCUACAACAGCGGGACGUGUGUGGACGGAGACAACUGGUACCGCUGUGAAUGUGCUCCGGGCUUCACCGGGCCAGACUGCAGGAUCAACGUCAACGAGUGCCAGUCGUCUCCCUGCUCCUCCGGCUCCACCUGUCUGGACCAGAUCAACUCCUACCGCUGUGUCUGUCCCCCGGGAAGAACUGGCCCGCGCUGCCAGCAAGUGUCGGGGGGGCGGCCCUGCCUGGUUUCGGGGCUCCUGGCUCCUGAUGGAAGCAGAUGGGACGACGACUGCAACACCUGUCGCUGUGGCAACGGGAGGAUCAGCUGCACCAAGCGGUGGUGUGGCCCGGCGCCCUGCAGCCUCCACGGUAUCCCCCCCCACGGCGGCGUUGCCGAGUGUCCGGCGGGCCAGAGCUGCGUUGCCGUGGGCGACGAGCGAUGCUUCGUGAAGCCCUGCGCGGGACGCGGUGAGUGCCGGGCCCCUGGCCUGCAGGCCCCGCCCACCGCCAGGUGUGUCUCCGAGAACACCUGCGCCAACGUCACCUUCACCUUCAACAAGGAUGCCAUGGCAACGGGCGUGACGGUGGAGCAGGUUUGCCGAGAGCUGCGGCGCCUCUACGUGGUCACCGACCUGUCCUCGGACUCCUCCGUCUCCGUGAGUUGCGAGCCGGCUCUUGGCGCCAGCAACCAGAUCCACGUGGCCAUCGCGCCGGAGGACCAGCACAGCGGGCUGGGCUUUGUCACAGAGAUCACCGACCGGAUCGUGGCUGUGGUCGGCAGGGGCAACGCCAACGGCUCCGUGGUUGGAGCCAUCGCCGAGGUCCGGAUCCAGAGACGCCAGAGCAGAGACCCCCGCGGUCAGCUGGUGCCUCUGCUGGUGUCCGUGGCGAUCGUGGUCUGGGCGUUGGCGAGCGCCUCGGUGCUGCUGUGGUGCGUGCGGUGGAGACGGAGGAAGCCGAGCGCCCACGCCGCCGGCGUCAGCACGCCGCCGGCCAGGGGUCCAACCCCCCCGGCCCAGGCCCCCCCGGUCGCCGAGGGCAACAACAACGCCCUCUACAUCAGGAACGCCAUCGAGAAGAACCAGCGGCAGCGGUCACUCCGCGAGGACAGGAACGUCGCCACCGCCGCCAGGAGCCAAUCGGACGAGGGCAACUCGGACAAGCGGCCGCAGAGGGCGCCGCGGUGUCUCGGCGCGCCUCCGCCGGCGUACUCGCUGGUCGACUGGGAGGGGCGGCACUGGAUGGGCAAACGGGACAACCGGCGGCAGCAGCCCCAGAGCCCGACCAGGGUGGAGUACAUCGUAUGA
Molecule: messenger RNA, 3663 nt
Organism: Perca flavescens (yellow perch)
Lineage: Eukaryota; Metazoa; Chordata; Actinopteri; Perciformes; Percidae
Product: protein jagged-1a-like
Exons: 26
Coding region: 1-3663 (1220 amino acids)
Biological process (GO): cell communication; multicellular organism development; Notch signaling pathway
Cellular component (GO): membrane
Molecular function (GO): calcium ion binding; Notch binding
Source: RefSeq, a predicted model, not a curated record